Messenger RNA from Blepharisma stoltei, 2388 nucleotides. The record is from the annotation of a GenBank genome assembly. Lineage: Eukaryota; Ciliophora; Heterotrichea; Heterotrichida; Blepharismidae.
AUGAUAAAGAUUAUACUUUUGUUUUUUAUUGCGGUCUUUUGCAGGUUAAGAAUCUGAUACCCUCCAGAACUAUAUAAGCUUUAUCCUAGUAAUAUUGUACCUUCUGUUACUGCUAAUCUUAGAAAAUCUCCAAGACACUCUGAAGGUAAUGUAAAAUUUUUACCAAAUGAUAUAAAUCCAUGUGACGAAGACUCAUCCCCUGAAUUUUUUAAUGGCACAGUGGUAGCUAUUGAGAAUAUAACUUGUGAUUACUCAACUGUUAUUAGGAUUGCCCAAGAAAAAUUAGCUAUAGGUGUCAUUUUUGUACUGAAUUUGCCUGAUUCAAAAUUAAACGAACAUUUGAUAUCCGCAGGCAGUGAAACCUAUAAAUUUGUUGCAGGUAUUUCAAAUGAGCAUAUUGAUAAAUGAAAAGAAAUUAAAGAGGGGGAAAUAUUUAUUGAGUUUGAUCGCGACUGGAUAUAUACAUGGCACAGACCAACAAUUUCGAUAUCACUUACCGGAAAUUAUAACUAUGAUGCAGAUUUUAUUAAAGAAUGAUAUUUGUUUCUAAUUCCGAUUUAUGAAGGCGAUGUUUAUAUAGACUUGUUUUUUAAUUAUUCAUUUUCAUGCUCUGAUUGCAGCCCAAAUGACUGUUAUUCUAAUAAUAAAUACUGUAUGAUUGAUGGCGUAAAUCAUGCUAAAGGAAGAGAUAUGAUUGAUAGAACACUAUUGGAAAUGGCUUUGCUUGAUUAUACAAAAUAUCACGACCUAUAUUUAGGCGUUUUUGCUAUGUUUUUAUAUGAACUAGGAAAUUCUUGCUCUAACGAUUACUCUGAGAAUUGCAGUAGAAAUGUUUUAAAUUGGCUAAAAGUUGACUACGAAGAAAUUCAGGGAAGAAUUAAAAGUUCCUGAAUAUCGGAUAUGAAUGACCAAUACGCAGAUAAUUCUAUACUCAGUAAACAAUAUGACGGAUGGGCAGAUAAAAGUUAUUUUAAACCUAUACCAAGCAUUACCAUAGGUGAUAUUACGCUUGGCUUAAAUCAAGGUUACGGCUUCCAAACAUAUAUAUGCAAUUAUUUUUAUUUUUAUUAUUCAUCUUCAACAAAUUUAUGUGAUGAUAAAUGAACUUAUAUAAAUAAAAUGGCAUUCGGUUCGAGCGAAAUUAGCUCCGCUAAUUUUCUCUCCCUCAAGCAAUUUUAUUUAUGGAGUUAGGCUUUCUUCUGAGAACUUCUGUACAGUUUAACUCUGGCAGAUAAGCUGAGACACUGCUCCAAGUACAUCAAGAGGCUCGAAGUUUGACCUCUCAGUAUACCCAAGGAAGGUGACUCUUAGGCAGAGCGCGCGCAGGAGCUGAGUAAGGAUAGCAAGACAGCGCAGCCCGUCGAAGCCGGAACGCUGUAUUUUGUCCGUGCCAUAGUGCAACAAAGUGGAUCGAUCCAGAGGUCCAUGGGCCCGACACGUGGACAAAUGUGGUGGCAGGUCUGGAGACGGCUACCCCGUAGUAGAUGCUAAACGAAGUAAGUAAGUAAGUAAGAUAAAUGUACUUAUACUUGCUUUAUAUGAUAUUUAAACAAUGGCUAUUGUGAUGUAGGUUGUAAAACAGAUUCUUGCUUUAAUGAUAUUCAAGACUGCAAUAGUUUGCAUGAUUUCUGUGAUGACGUGCACAAUCAUGCUUGUAGUUAUAGUUAUGGUGGCGAUGAAGGUUUAAGCAAAAAAUCUAUAAUUCUUAUAGCAUUUGGAUGCUUUGGAUUUUGUUUGCUGUAAUUUUUACUCAGCUUUGUUUUUUGUUGUGUCUAUUGCAAUUAUUUUUGUAAAUACUUACUCCCCCUUCGUGAGCUAAUAAAGCCAUUGAGCGAACAAAAAUUUAUUUAAUAUAUAUUUUUUUUUAUGAAAAAAAAUUUGUUAUAUAAGUGAUGAUUAUUAUAAUGAUAUCUCUAACUAAUUUUGUUUAAUUCUAAACAACUUGCAUUUUAAAACAUAAAUUUUGUAAAUUAAAUUAAUUUUUACUUCUCAAUUGCAAUUAUUUUAAAUUUUAAAAAAAAAAGUUAACCCCUCUCCAUAAGCGAGCAAGUUUUUUUUUUUCCUCACAGAGGGGAGUUGGCUGCGCGCAAAAGGGAACAAGAAAAUCAGAACCCUUCAAGUUCUGAAGACGAAAUUGGUUCAGAGAGGAGCAGGCCACUUGACAAUAGUCCUGAGAUCAGAAUUAGUAUUCAAAACGAGUCUGAAAAUAAUUCAGAUUAUGGGUUUUUUGGAGACGCGACUUGCUCAAUUUGCUUUAAUGCAAUCACAGAGGAAAAUAUGAAAGUCACAAAAUGCAAGCAUAUUUUUCACAAAGAUUGCUUAAAGGCAUGGACAGAUGCGAAAGGUAGAAAUGCAAAAUGUCCUAAUUGUAAUGAAGAAAUUCAUUAG